Molecule: messenger RNA, 5357 nt
Organism: Motacilla alba alba
Lineage: Eukaryota; Metazoa; Chordata; Aves; Passeriformes; Motacillidae
Gene: DGKI
Product: diacylglycerol kinase iota
Exons: 35
Coding region: 14-3334 (1106 amino acids)
Biological process (GO): regulation of synaptic transmission, glutamatergic; lipid phosphorylation; diacylglycerol metabolic process
Cellular component (GO): nucleus
Molecular function (GO): ATP-dependent diacylglycerol kinase activity; protein binding
Source: RefSeq, a predicted model, not a curated record
GGAGUUUCCCACAAUGCCCCGCUGCAGUGCGGCCGCCGAUGGAUGCUGUGCGGUCGCGCUGCCAUUUGCAGCCGCCGCGGCUCGCAGCGCGCCCCGCGGCCCCGGCAGCUGCGGUCCCCCGGCCGCCGCCGCCCCCCAGCGCCUGCAGCCGCCGGCCGGCCCUCCCCUGCCCCCGCCUCCUCCUCCUUGUCGGCCCCGCUGCCCCGCCGCAAUGAACCCCCCCGCCGCGGCCGGCGGGGAGGAGACGGGGGCGGCGGGCGGCGGCGGCUGCCGGGGGGCCGAGGGCGGCGGGGAGGCGGCGGGCGCCGCCGGGAUCCCGGAGGAGCAGGGGCUGUCAGCGGCGGACGAGUCUCUGGAGGAGAAGCUGCGGAGCCUCACCUUCAGGAAGCAGGUGUCCUACAGGAAAGCAAUCUCCAGGUCAGGCCUCCAGCACUUGGCUCCUGUGCAUUCCCUCAACAUUCCAGUCACCAAUGGACCUGUGAAGGAACCAAGAGCGGCCUUAGAGUGGACUGAAAAUGCUGUGAAUGGAGAGCAUCUGUGGCUGGAGACGAAUGUUUCUGGGGACCUCUGCUACCUGGGGGAGGAGAGCUGCCAAGUCAAAUUCUCAAAGUCUGCCCUGCGGAGGAAGUGUGCUGCCUGCAAGAUCGUGGUCCACAACGCCUGCAUGGAGCAGUUAGAGAAGAUUAAUUUUCGCUGCAAACCAACUUUCCGAGAAGGAGGCUCCAGAUCUCCAAGAGAAAACUUUGUGCGGCAUCACUGGGUGCACCGGCGGAGGCAGGAGGGCAAAUGUAAGCAGUGUGGAAAGGGCUUUCAGCAGAAAUUCUCCUUCCAUAGUAAAGAGAUUGUGGCCAUCAGUUGUUCCUGGUGCAAGCUGGCGUUUCAUAACAAAGUCACCUGUUUCAUGCUACAUCACAUUGAGGAGCCAUGUUCCCUGGGGGCUCAUGCUGCUGUCAUUGUGCCUCCCACCUGGAUCAUUAAGGUGAAGAGACCUCAGGUGGUCUCCAUACCAGGAGACGAGCCUGAUUGGGCAGGAGACUGGAGCCCCGAAGGGGAAACGGGCGUCUCCUACCCCUUUUGGGAGGGUUGGCAGAACUCCUUAAAGACUUCAACAAGGCGAAAGAAGAGAACAUCCUUUAAAAGAAAAGCCAGCAAACGAGGAAAUGAAGAUAACAAAGGCCGGCCUUUUGUGAUAAAACCUAUCUCCUCUCCGCUCAUGAAGCCACUGCUGGUUUUUGUCAAUCCAAAAAGUGGAGGGAAUCAGGGCACCAAGGUUCUCCAAAUGUUUAUGUGGUAUUUGAAUCCACGCCAGGUCUUUGAUCUCUCUCAGGAAGGGCCAAGAGAUGCGCUGGAGCUGUACAGAAAAGUGCCGAACCUGAGAAUCCUGGCGUGUGGUGGGGAUGGGACGGUGGGCUGGAUCCUGUCCAUCCUCGAUGAGCUGCAACUCAGCCCCCCACCUCCUGUGGCUGUCCUUCCACUUGGCACUGGGAACGACCUUGCACGCACCCUCAACUGGGGUGGGGGUUACACAGAUGAGCCUGUGUCUAAGAUCCUGUGCCAUGUAGAAGAUGGAACCAUUGUCCAGCUGGACCGUUGGAAUCUCCAGGUUGAGCGCAACCCUGAUUUGCCCCAGGAUGAGCUGGAGGAUGGGGCACGUAAGCUUCCCCUCAAUGUCUUCAAUAAUUACUUCAGUCUUGGAUUUGAUGCACAUGUUACGCUGGAGUUCCAUGAAUCCAGAGAAGCAAAUCCAGAGAAAUUCAACAGCCGAUUUAGAAAUAAAAUGUUUUAUGCCGGGGCAGCCUUUACAGACUUUCUGCAAAGAAGCUCAAGAGAUCUAUCCAAGCAUGUUAAAGUUGUGUGUGAUGGUACAGACCUGACUCCAAAGAUCCAGGAGCUGAAGUUCCAGUGUAUAGUGUUUUUAAACAUACCCAGGUAUUGUGCUGGCACAAUGCCCUGGGGGAACCCUGGUGACCACAGAGACUUUGAGCCCCAGCGUCACGACGAUGGCUACAUUGAAGUCAUUGGGUUCACGAUGGCCUCGCUGGCUGCUCUCCAGGUGGGUGGUCACGGAGAGCGGUUGCACCAGUGCCGGGAGGUGACGCUUUUGACGUACAAGUCUAUCCCCAUGCAAGUGGACGGCGAACCCUGCCGGCUGGCUCCCUCCCUCAUCCGCAUCUCCCUAAGGAACCAAGCCAACAUGGUGCAGAAAAGCAAGAGGAGAACGUCCAUGCCUUUGCUGAAUGAUAUCCAUAAAGUGCAGUCUGCUGACCUGAGGAGAGUCUCGGCUCCCCCUGAUUCCUUCACUGUUCCUCAUUCCAUCCCAGAUCGCCUGCGGAUCAGAGUGAACAGGAUUAAUUUACAAGAAUACGAGGGGCUACAUUACGACAAGGAAAAACUCCGGGAAGCUUCCAUUCCCCUAGGGAUCAUAGUUGUACGAGGAGAUUGUGACUUGGAGACUUGUCGUAUGUACAUUGACCGUCUGCAAGAGGACCUACAGUCAGUAACCUCUACUACACAAAGAGUUCAUUACCAGGACCAGGAAAGCUCUUUCCCCAGAGUACUUUCUGUUCAGAGGCUCUCUCCUAGGUGGUGCUUCCUAGAUGCAACUUCUGCUGAUCGUUUUUACCGCAUUGACAGAUCUCAGGAACAUUUGCACUUUGUGACGGAAAUUUCGCAGGACGAGAUUUUUAUUCUGGACCCAGAGAUGGUAAUGUCUCAGCAGGUGGGGACACCACCAGGAAUGCCUGAUCUGGUAGUGGAGCAGGCAACUGGAAUAUUGGAGCGGUGGAACCCUGCGGUUCGGAAGAGGAUGCUGAGCGACAGCGGCCUUGGAAAGAUUUCUCCCCACUACGAGGUACCUGACAAACAAAAGGACGCCAGCCAGACACAUAUGCUGCAGUCACCGGUUUCUUCAGAAGAUCAAGCACUUUUACAGGCAGUCAUAUCUGGUGAUCUACUGAAGUUCAUAGAAUGUUGUAAAAAAGGAGCCAAUUUGUUAAUCCAAGGACCUGAUCACUGCUCCUUAUUGCACCAUGCUGCCAAGACUGGGAACAGCGAGAUUGUGAAAUACAUCCUGGAGCAUGGUCCAUCUGAAUUACUGGACAUGACAGACAGUGAAACGGGUGAGACAGCAUUACAUAAGGCAGCCUGCCAGCGCCACCGCGCCGUCUGCCAGCUCCUGGUGGAUGCGGGAGCCUCUCUGAGAAAGACAGACUCCAAGGGUAAGACCCCUCGUGACAGGGCUCAGCAAGCUGGUGAUCCAGAUCUGGCCUCCUACCUAGAGAGUCGACAAAACUAUCAGAUGGUUUCCCACGAGGACCUGGAGACAGCAGUCUGAUGUCUGAAAAUGUCCGGGAGGAUCCCUGGAAAUCUCGAGACUGCACCUGAGGCACUCGGGCAUUGUGUGGGGAAGAAACUGAUGGAAUCCACGUGUCUCUCACUCUUGAGGAAAAUACCUGAGGACAUGCCACCAGUUUCUAAGGGCUACUAGUCUUGCCGCGGAACGGUUAUGUUCCAUAAAUUAGCCCAUGAUGGAUGAGGUGGGACACUCAAAGGUCUGUGGAAUCCAUAGGCCACAAAAAUUUACCUUUAUUGCUUCCAGCAAGUAGCAUGAACUUCUCCCAUGUUCAUCUGUAUAAUUUAUUAAAAAAAAAAAAAGAAAAGGAAAGAGUAAAGAGAGUGUGGGGGAACAAAAUCAAAACAAACUGGUACAUUAAGCCACCCAACCAGGCUGUCCUCCAUCCUUACAGUUUCUUGCAUUGCUUUUAUUCUCCUGUUCCCCUCACUUCUCAUCAGUAAAAUAUUACCUGUUAUCUCUGUGUUGUCUUCACAAAUGGUCAGGCAGUAGCAAAAUGUUUGAGGAGCUCUGGAUGCCCUUAAGAAAUAUCCAGUGUUUUUACCAGCUACAUUCCCUCCCCUGCCAUCCUCUUGGAAGCUGUGUUGUCAGUACUGAGCCCCCACGGAGUUUCCUUGCUUUUGGAGGGGAUGGUGCUUAUUGCCUUGUUUCCCAGGGUUUGGGGCACAGUGAUGUUUACAGCAGUGACAAAACCCAACCUCAUAGUGGCUGGGCAUGCAGUUAUGGUAUGCUCACAAGACAGGCAUUUGUAUGGAAAGGAGCUCUAUGGAUAUACCAUGCUGAAUGGCAGAGCAGAAAGUCAUCAGGAAGGUUUCUCAUAUCACUUUCAUGCGUGUAAUGGCUGACCCAGUUCUUCUCAGGUUUCAGGCCUGCCUAGAAGUUGGUAGCUUCUUUAGUUCUUUACUUCUGAAAAGAUGGGCUUUGCACUGAGGAGAGAUUUGUGCAAGACUGAGGGAACUCUGAUGGACUCAAUGACAGACCUAGUCCCCUUUGCAGCACAGCCUGAGGGAGGAAGGAGACCUGGAACAUCAGCAGCCAGCCUGGGCUCACUGCUGCCAACAAACAAAUGGGCACUGGCCUGGUCACAUCGGGAAUGGGAAAACCUUCUUUGGCUGAACCUGUAAAUUAUCUGAUUUUUCAAGGGAACCAAGUUUUGGGGAGUCUGUCCCUGGAGAACGACAAGCAGCAGCUCUUUGCCUUGUUACCCACAAUAGGUUUGAAAUAUAAAGCUUAGCUGCUGUAAAGGCCAGCUGUGUCUUCUGUACUCAUCUGUUCUCUGUCUUAUAACCAUAAAAGAAGAGAAAGCAAACAAAUACACAGGCAUAAAUAAAAUGUUUCAUCUUUGGGUUUCCAAUUGCUACAGAUAUCUCAGUUGAUAAAAUAGCAGAGCUUCCACUUCUACUUUGUCAGACCAGUACCCAUGAAGAUGCUCAUGGCGGACUUUUGGCCUAACUCUUGCAAUACGUUUUUGAAUUUUGCUUUGUUGUUUGAUUCGAAAGAUCUACCAGUGUUUGUUUUCACAUCCCUUGCUAGGGGUAGCUCUCUGAUAGAUGGUGAUCAUUGGGGUUACAUACAUUUGGAAACCAUGAAAAUAACUCAGGUCAUUAUCCAGAUACAUUUUUCUUCUUUGAUAGAAGUGGAGAAAAUCAAAUGAAUGCAAUUUUUUUUUUUUUUAAGCACGAGUGAUUGUUGUGGUAGGGAGGGGGAGCUGAACAAUAUAUUUUAAUUUUUUUCCUCUUUUCAAAAGUUCAUUUGAUAUGGGCAAAAUAUUUCUUUAGUAUUUCUUCCUCUGGAAGGAAACUAUAUAUAUUUGUAAUCUAUAGAUCAAUGGCGACAUGAAAUGUAUUUUGUCUUAUUUUCUGUCUUUACCUUUCUCAUUUAAAAAAUAAAAUAUGAAAGCCAAAUUACUUCCCUUGAUAAUUAUCCAGGGGCUUGUGGAGAAAAUAAGUAUGUGUAUAUAUUAGAACAGAAUUUGGCAACUGUUAAAAUAAAAACUCAGAAUAUA